Cryptomeria japonica (Japanese cedar) is the source of this 720-nucleotide messenger RNA. RefSeq lists its product as uncharacterized. The record is from RefSeq and is a predicted model, not a curated record. The transcript is spliced from 2 exons. NCBI's taxonomy places the organism in Eukaryota, Viridiplantae, Streptophyta, Pinopsida, Cupressales, Cupressaceae. Bases 59 to 469 code for a protein of 136 amino acids.
CCUUCCUGGGGAUGAUUUUUGCGAAAAGAAUCAAGGCCCUCUUGAAAUUUCGAGGGGCAUGGAAUUGGGCCGUGGAGAGGAGGAGAUCGAGUGGAUCAUGAAUGAAUGCGUUCAUGAAGACUGGAUUUAUAGGCUCAGUUCAAUUUUGGAAUGGACGACUCUGGGUGUAGGCUUUGACAUCCGUGAAGGGAUUGAAGGUGAUGAUGAGGAUGUGCAUGAGCUGGUACCCCUCAUGCAUUGGGCGAUUAGAGUGAACAAAGAUCAACGACGUGCGCAAGCGGCCAUUAGGUGGGACACCUUGAGGUUUUUUCUGCAAGAAAAGGAGAUGGAGCUGAGGGGUAAUUCAUCAAAGGCAGAGAGGAACACAGGCAGACCAAGGAAGAGAAAGCUGUCUUCAAAGGCGGUGGUGAGGAGUGGCGGAAAGUCGGGGUGGUAUGUUAGUGCAGGCUCCUUUGGGUGUGCUGGUUAAGUUUCUAUUGAAUUUGCUUGUAGUUUUGAAAAGUCACUGUAUCUUUGUUUCUUCAGCCAAUUUUGAGCAUAGGGCUAGUUUUUUUAUUAGGGCUCCCCCUAUUUUGUUUGUUGGAUGUUGGGGGUAUGCAAAUUUGAUAAUGCUUAGGGGUCUCAUAAUGUAUGAAGGAUGUAAUAAUGGGGUGGUUUGGAGUAGGGGUAAUUUGUAGUAAAUGCUGGCCUGAUUUUUCAUACAAGCAAUUUUGAUCCAAA